AUGGGAUUCUUAAUGCUGAUUUUUUAUACAUGGAAACAAGAAAGAGAAAUACUUCAUUCAUUGCUUAAAAGGAAGAAGUUUAAGAUCUUCCUUCAGCUAACCAUUCAGAAGAAGAUUGAGAAUUGCCUAAUACCUUUCUUGAUGAUGCAUCCAAAGCUGGAGCUGAGGUGGACUUGCAAGAUGCCUUUCAGAGGUUCACCUUUGACACUUCCUGCACCAGUGUUUUUGGAUAUAUAUGAUCCUAUUUGCCUUCCAAACAUGUUCACUAAGCUCUCACACUUUGCUUAUCAGAAAGCUUUAAUUGUGAUGGAGGAUGUAGCAUUCCACAGGCACAUCACACCAAGAUGUUUGUGGAAGCUGCAGGAGUGGCUUCAAAUUGGUCAAGAAAAGAAGUUUAAGGAGGCCAUAAAAGCUUUUGAUAAGUUCUUGCAUGAACGUAUUGCAUCUAAACGUGAAGAGCAAAGUAGAUGCAAUAAUCACACCAAAAAAGAAGAUGACAAUACUCAUUCUGACCUGAUAAGGGUGCUAAUGGAGGAAGGAGCUGAAAAAGGGAAAAUAAUGGAUGACAAGUAUCUUAGAGACACUGCAUUUACCCUUGUUUCUGCUGGAAGUGGCACAGUUAGUGCAGGGCCUAGAAGUUGUUUGGGUAAAGACAUCACUUUUAUUGAAAUGAAGAUGGUUGCAGUUGCUUUACUAUGGAGGUUUCACAUGCAGGUGGUGGAAGGCCAUCCUAUAACCCCAAGGCUUUCUAUUACACUUGGAACGGAACAUGGCUUGAAGGUUAAAGUUACUGAAAGAUGCAUUUGA
Molecule: messenger RNA, 807 nt
Organism: Glycine soja
Lineage: Eukaryota; Viridiplantae; Streptophyta; Magnoliopsida; Fabales; Fabaceae
Product: cytochrome P450 86B1-like
Exons: 2
Coding region: 1-807 (268 amino acids)
Molecular function (GO): monooxygenase activity; oxidoreductase activity, acting on paired donors, with incorporation or reduction of molecular oxygen; iron ion binding
Source: RefSeq, a predicted model, not a curated record